This is a messenger RNA of Thlaspi arvense, 2741 nucleotides long. NCBI's taxonomy places the organism in Eukaryota, Viridiplantae, Streptophyta, Magnoliopsida, Brassicales, Brassicaceae. The record is from the annotation of a GenBank genome assembly.
AAUAAUAAAUUAAUUUAUAUUUGUAAACUGACCCAAACACGAGAUUAUUUUGUUUCGGUGCGACCCGUCUGUUUCCGUCGAAUUUGAAGUUCCUCCGCCGUAGAAGACCGCCUCUUGUUUCAUUUAGCCCGACAUAUCACUGUCGGAUAUCUCCAUCCUCCGGUGGGAGACGCCUGCUUGUGACAAAGGUUGAUUCCGAUUCCCGAUCUUCCAUCUUCCUAUUUUUGCCUCGUUGGCGAAGCAAUAUCGUCAAUUUCUUGCACGCCACUUUGAAAUAAAAUCCUAGAUCGGAAGAGAAGACUCUUCGUCUUCACUGAUCGACGGUGGGAAUGUCUAGCGGAGCCGAUGAGGACGCCGAAGCUGUCCUCAGCGAUGUCGAAUCCGAUGAACCAGCGCCUGUUGUUUUAAAGGAUCCGCCGCGGGAAGAGGUACCGGACGGAAGGCUCACGGAGCUAAUCGCGGAGCUCGAUCGCGAGAAGAAAGCGAGAGAAGCGGCUGAGAGUUCGAAAUCGGAGCUCCAAGUGUCGUUUAAUCGGCUGAAGGCCCUUGCUCACGAGGCAAUCAGGAAGCGCGACGAGUCCAAGCGAGAGCGCGAAGAAGCCUUGAAGGAGAAGGAGAAUCUAUCGAAGGAGCUGGAGAAUGUAAAUAGAGGUAAGGAUGAAUUGAUUAGGCAGCAGGAUGAGUUGUCGAAGAAACUUGACGAGGCUCUGAGAUCUAGAGAUGGUUUGAAAGCGGAGAUUGAGAAUUCGUCGCACAUGUUGGUUUCUGGGAUCGAGAAGAUAUCAGGUAAAGUAAGCAGCUUUAAGAACUUCUCCAAUGGAGGUCUCCCCAAGUCUCAGAAAUACACCGGCCUGGCUUCUGUAGCCUAUGGUGUUAUUAAGCGUACACAUGAAAUCGUGGAGGAGCUCGUUAGGCAGAUUGAUACGACUGCAAAGUCGAGAAAUGAAGCUAGGGAGCAGAUGGACCAACGGAACUACGAGAUAGCCAUUGAAGUUUCUCAGCUGGAAUCAACAAUCAGUAAUUUGCGGUUAGAGGUUGCAGAGAAGGCUUCAACUGUUGAUGAUUUAGAGAGGGAUGUGAGUGAGAAAGACAAGAGGAUUGCUGAACUUGAGAAAGAUAGUGUAGAGAAGGUAAGUGUGCUAGAAGGUGAAGUUGUGGAGCUGAAACAGUUGGUUGAUGAGUAUGAUGGAAAAUUAAAAACUAUGGAAUCGAAGAUGGUAGCUCAGCGUCCUUUGUUGGUGGAUCAGCUGAAUCUUGUGUCGAGUAUCCAUGACCAGCUUUACGAGGUCGUGAGGUUAGUCGACGUGAAUAGUUCAGAGCAGUCGGAUUUGUCCGAGUCUUUCUUUAUGCCUCAAGAGACAGAUAUGGAGGAGAACAUUCGAGCGUCUUUAGCAGGUAUGGAAUCCAUCUUCGAACUGACCAAAGUGGUUUCUGGGAAAACACGGAGUUUGGUGGAAGAGAAGAGCCAUGAACUGAAGAAUCUGAAUGAAACCGUGGGUCUAUUAGUUAAGGAGAAGGAACAUAUUGGUACUUUACUGAGGAGCGCUUUGUCCAAAAGAAUGAUAGCUGAGCAGCCAUCCCAAAAAAGCGAAUUGUUUCAAGCUGCAGAGAAUGGUUUGAGGGAUGUUGGUUUGCGGGACUCUCUUGGUGAUAAUACUGAUGAUCAUAGUACAGAAGAGAAUGAAAUAUAUUCCCUGGCAAGCACAUUGGAGAAUAUUGUCAAGGCAUCACAGCUCAAGAUUGUUGAACUGCAGCAUUCGUUGGAGGAAUCAAGGGAGGAGACUAGUUCUCUGAGGAAACAAUUAGACUCUCAGACAAAGGAGCUUAACCAGAGAAUGCGCCAAAUAGAAGAACUUAAAGAAAAGGAGAGAAUAGCGAAUGAAAAUGUUGAAGGACUUAUGACUGACAUUGCUGCUGCUGAAGAAGAAAUAGCAAGAUGGAAAGUAGCAGCGGAGCAGGAGGCGGCUGCUGGUGGAGCUGUUGAACAAGACUUCACGUCACAGGUGCGUAAGUCCUUGUGUUGGUCUAAUGCAGGAGCAUUGAUUGUAUUGGGUUUGGGAUUUGAUAUUUGGGCUGAGAGUAAAGAUCUUCUCAUUAGGCAAGGUCUAGUUCCUGGUGAAAUGAAUAAAGGAGUUUCAAUGAUUUUGGAUCCUAGCAAUCUGUAUGUGCUGAGAGAGGAACUUGAAGAGGCGAAGCAAGCGAUUAGAGAAUCAGAGAAGAAACUAAAGUUUAAGGAAGAGACGGCAGCAGCAGCCAUGGGUGCAAGGGAUGCAGCAGAGAGAUCUCUGAGGCUCGCAGACAAUAGGGCAACGAAGUUGCGGGAAAGAAUACAAGAGCUAAACCGGAAGGUUGAAGAACUAGAGACCCAUCGAGAUAUGAAUAGCUCAAACAGAGCUAGGUACGCGUGUUGGCCAUGGCAGCUUCUCGGGAUUGAUUUUGUGGGAGGUCGAAGAGUUGAGUCGGAACAACAGAGUUCUAACGAGAUGGAACUCGCUGAACCUCUGCUAUGAUAAAAGAAGCCGGUACUUUAUACAGUUACUCUCUCUGUAUUUUGUUUUGAUUUUUAUGUAUAUACCAGUUGAUAAAAGCUUUAACAUGUUUUGUUUCAUGUUGUAAUGUUUUACUAAAAGGAGUUUAAAUUGGCUUGGCGAAGAGUAGUGUGUUGUUCCACACACCCACAGUGAUCAAUAAAUAUAAAACUUACCAUUGGUUUUUUUUUUUUUUUUGUUCUAAAAAUCUCA